Messenger RNA from Mytilus californianus (California mussel), 1331 nucleotides. Its product is annotated as protein odd-skipped-related 2-like. The record is from RefSeq and is a predicted model, not a curated record. Bases 165 to 962 code for a protein of 265 amino acids. Gene Ontology annotation, biological process: embryo development; regulation of transcription by RNA polymerase II. Gene Ontology annotation, molecular function: DNA-binding transcription factor activity, RNA polymerase II-specific; RNA polymerase II transcription regulatory region sequence-specific DNA binding. NCBI's taxonomy places the organism in Eukaryota, Metazoa, Mollusca, Bivalvia, Mytilida, Mytilidae. The transcript is spliced from 7 exons. Gene Ontology annotation, cellular component: nucleus.
AGACUAGUUGCGUUAUGUAUAUUAAUCAAAACUCACUGACACUAUUUUAAUACACAGUCUUUGUCUUUCGAAAAUUUAUAAUAGCCGGUCACAGGGAAAUACCUGCUCAUAAUAAAUUACAAUUUGUCAGAGUCAACAUAUAAUUAACGAAUAAACUGUUCAUCAUGACAAGUCCAGGUAUAGUGUGUCCGUCACCAGUGUACAGUAAACCAUCUCAAUCAUGUUGUCCGCAGUCCUCGCUACUAUAUCCACAGAUGACCUAUGGCGAUGCUUUAUCCUGUUACCCUUACAGUCUGAUGUAUAACAAUUUGUUCAUGCUCCAGACGGCAUACUCUACACCAAACAAAACAAGCAUUCGAAAUUACCUGCCAAGUUACCAUGACAGUAGUCCCAUCCUUGACCUUUCAGCACGAGCAAACAGUUGUUCAUCUCCAGAGGUUUCUUCAGAUGACAGUUUUGCAUCAGAGUAUAAAAAACCUGAAACACCAAAAUUCGACUUCCACCACUUAGCUGAAGCUGCAACUGGACAUAAUGGAAACAGCGAUGAAGAAGCCAGUUCUCCAGAAAAGACCAGAGACGCAUAUGUAGUCAGUCAUGCAUGGCGGUACAUCUUAGAAUCUUCAAGAAUGCGUAUGAGGUACCCAUUCCAUUACAACAAAUACCCGCUGAAAAUGGAUUUAAACAGAGGAAAAAAACCAAGAAGAGCUAAGAAAGAAUACAUCUGUAAAUACUGUGGUCGCCAUUUUACCAAGUCUUAUAAUCUACUGAUCCACGAGAGAACUCAUACAGACGAGAGGCCAUUCCCAUGUGACAUCUGUGGAAAAGCGUUCAGAAGACAGGACCAUCUCAGAGAUCACAAGUAUAUCCAUUCCAAAGACAAACCUUUCAAAUGUGCAGUCUGUGGAAAAGGGUUCUGUCAGGCACGAACAUUAGCAGUCCACAAGGCAACUCACAUGGUGUGAUCCUCCAUCCGUGAUUUCGUCAGUUGACUGAUUCUGAGGUGCUAUUUCCUGAUACUGCCGCAAAGUGCCAUGAAAAUGACAUUCCGCCAAAGAUUUGUGCAAUUUUAAGAGACAUUCGAGUGAACUUAAAAAGGUCUACAUAUAUUUGUUACGAGUGCUUAUAAACAUUCCUUGAUUGUUUUGUUGUUGAAUUAUAUAUUUUGUUAUUUGUUAUUGUAUAGUUAUCAAUUUAAAAGGUGUGUAUAUGUGUGUAUGGUUGUGUGUUUGUAUAUGUGUAUAUGUUUGUGUGUUUCAGAGUUAUUACUUUGAUAUAAAAUUGUAAAUAUGUACUUGUAUAUAUAAGAAUGAAAAUAAAAUCAUCAACUUGAA